AUAAUACCUUUCUAUGGUUGGCUUUCUCUCUCCCUUCCUCCCUCUUUCUCUCUCUUAGGGUUUAUCAGGGUUUAAGGCAAGCUCGCGAUUUCCAGUCAUAUCCCACUGGAAUUUCUCCUUCCCACCUUGCAGUUGUAGGAAUGGGAGCAGACAAAGGGAAGAAGCAGAAGGUGGGAGAGGCGGAGGAAGGGAGCAACGGAACUGAACACAUUGAUGGAGAGCUCGUCCUCUCAAUCGAAAAGCUCCAGGAAAUUCAGGAUGAGCUUGAAAAGGUCAAUGAAGAAGCAAGUGAAAAGGUAUUGGAAGUGGAACAGAAAUACAAUGAGAUUCGUAAGCCUGUUUAUGACAAGAGAAACGAAGUCAUCAAAUCGAUUCCUGAUUUCUGGUUGACUGCUUUUAUGAGUCAUCCUGCUCUCAGCGAACUUUUGACUGAAGAAGAUCAAAAGAUUUUCAAGUACCUAAGCAACCUCGAAGUAGAAGAUUGCAAGGAUGUGAAAUCCGGUUAUUCCAUCACUUUUCACUUCAAGCCCAAUCCUUUCUUUGAGGAUACUAAGCUCACAAAGACCUUUAGCUUCCUCGAGGAAGGAACUACCAAAAUCACUGCAACACCUAUUAAGUGGAAAGAAGGCAUGGGCAUCCCUAAUGGCGUUGCUGAAGAGAAAAAUGGAAAUAAGCGAUCCCAUGCUGAAGAAAGCAGCUUCUUUUCCUGGUUUAAUGACUCCCAUCAUGCUGGUGAUAUUGAAGAUAUUCAGGAUGAGGUUGCUGAAAUCAUCAAGGAUGAUUUGUGGCCAAAUCCUCUGACAUACUUUAACAACGAAGCUGAUGAAGAAGAUUUUGAAAUGGAUGAUGAUGAUGAGGACAAGGACAGCGAUGGGUCCGAAGAUGACAAGGACGAGCAGGAUGAUGAUGAGGAUUAGGGUGGAGAAUCUUCUGAAGUUGUUCGUUUUGAGUUCAAUAUCGUAUGGUUUGUGGAACCGUAUCUGUAAACAAGUCUAGAGACUUCCGGAUUAGACUUGAUAACCAUCGACGAUAUUUUAUUACCUUCUUUAUCUCUCGUUUACUUGAGUCGUCCGUCGUCUAUCCGUUGCUGAUCCGACCAUUGUGCGACAACGUUGUCGAGUCUUUGGACUUUUCUUCCAAGGCCUUUGAGAUAUAACGUUAAAUUUAUUAUCC
Messenger RNA from Andrographis paniculata, 1173 nucleotides. Its product is annotated as NAP1-related protein 2-like. The transcript is spliced from 10 exons. Bases 141 to 917 code for a protein of 258 amino acids. Gene Ontology annotation, cellular component: chromatin; nucleus. The record is from RefSeq and is a predicted model, not a curated record. Lineage: Eukaryota; Viridiplantae; Streptophyta; Magnoliopsida; Lamiales; Acanthaceae. Gene Ontology annotation, molecular function: histone binding; chromatin binding. Gene Ontology annotation, biological process: nucleosome assembly.